AUGGUGAUAAUCGACGGAGUGGGUCUGCGGGUGGUACGCGCGCACGAAACGCCGGCGCACGGGCUGACCCGCACCUUCCAGGAAGUGCGCCUGUUCGACCAGAUCAAGGUGUGGGACAACAUCAUGGUAGUGCUAACGGAGCGACGCCUGUUCCCGUCUCUGCUGGAGCGGGUGAAACCGGCCACGCGGCAGAAGGCACAGCACAUCCUGGAGUCCGUGGGGAUGUGGGAGAAACGUGACUCCCUGGCGAUGGACCUGUCCUACGGCCAGCGCAAGCUGCUGGAGAUAGGGCGGGCCAUGGCGAUGGACGUGCAGACGUACCUGUUCGACGAGCCAUUCGCCGGCCUGUUCCCGCAGAUGGUAGAACGGGUCAAGGACAUAAUGAAGCAGAUGCGGGCGGACGGUUACACCAUUGUGUUCGUUUCACACAACAUGGAAAUCGUGCGCGAGCUGUCGGACCGGAUCAUCGUGCUGGACAGCGGGGCGCUGCUGGCCGCCGGCGAUGUGGAACCAGUUCUGGGAAGCGAAGAAGUUAUCGACGCGUAUUUGGGCGCGUGA
Geodia barretti is the source of this 558-nucleotide messenger RNA. Lineage: Eukaryota; Metazoa; Porifera; Demospongiae; Tetractinellida; Geodiidae. The record is from the annotation of a GenBank genome assembly.